Messenger RNA from Mesocricetus auratus (golden hamster), 4220 nucleotides. It is a transcript of the gene Fgfr3, whose product is annotated as fibroblast growth factor receptor 3. Gene Ontology annotation, molecular function: fibroblast growth factor receptor activity; fibroblast growth factor binding; ATP binding. NCBI's taxonomy places the organism in Eukaryota, Metazoa, Chordata, Mammalia, Rodentia, Cricetidae. Gene Ontology annotation, biological process: fibroblast growth factor receptor signaling pathway; positive regulation of cell population proliferation; multicellular organism development. Bases 258 to 2672 code for a protein of 804 amino acids. The transcript has 18 exons. The record is from RefSeq and is a predicted model, not a curated record. Gene Ontology annotation, cellular component: signaling receptor complex; membrane.
GCGCGCCGGGCAGCCGGAGUUCAGUGCUCUGUGGUGGCGGGAGCAGCUGGCUCCGUGAGGUCCGCUCUGCGCUGGGACUCACUGGAGGAUCGGCCACUGGGAGAGAAGAGCCGAGGCCGGAGCUGCGCGUAGUGAGCCCGGCUCUAGCGGCUGCCAGAUCCCGGAGCGGCGCCUUCCCACCGGCGUCGGAGCCGGGCGCGGGGAGGUGCAGCAUGCCCGCGUUCGCGGCUUGAAGACGCCGCGGCCCCGCUCCAGCCAUGGUAGUCCCGGCCUGCGUGCUAGCGUUCUUCUUUGCGGUCGUGGCCGGAGCUACCUCUGAGCCACCCGGCCCGGAGCAGCGAGUUGUGCGGAGACCGGCAGAGGUCCCAGGGCCUGAGCCUAGCCAGCAGGAGCAGGUGGCCUUUGGAAGUGGGGACACCGUGGAGCUAAGCUGCCGUCUGCCUGGAGGUGCCCCCACAGGUCCCACUGUCUGGGCUAAGGAUGGCACAGGGCUGGUGGCCUCCCACCGCAUCUUGGUGGGGCCCCAGAGGCUUCAAGUGCUGAAUGCCUCCCAUGAGGAUGCGGGGGUCUACAGCUGCCAGCAGCGGCUCACUCAGCGUGUGCUGUGCGACUUCAGUGUGCGUAUAACAGAUGCUCCAUCUUCAGGAGAUGACGAAGAUGGGGAGGACGUGGCUGAAGAUACAGGGGCCCCUUACUGGACUCGACCAGAGCGUAUGGAUAAGAAACUGCUGGCUGUGCCAGCUGCAAACACCGUACGCUUCCGCUGCCCGGCUGCUGGCAACCCUACCCCGUCCAUCUCCUGGCUGAAGAACGGCAGAGAAUUCCGAGGGGAGCAUCGCAUAGGGGGCAUCAAGCUUCGGCACCAGCAGUGGAGUCUGGUCAUGGAGAGUGUGGUGCCCUCUGAUCGUGGCAACUAUACCUGUGUGGUAGAGAACAAGUUUGGCAGCAUCCGGCAGACAUACACUCUGGAUGUGCUGGAGCGUUCCCCACACCGGCCCAUCCUGCAGGCCGGGCUGCCCGCCAACCAGACAGCCGUUCUGGGCAGUGACGUGGAGUUCCACUGCAAGGUGUAUAGCGAUGCCCAGCCCCACAUCCAGUGGCUGAAGCACGUGGAAGUCAAUGGCAGCAAAGUGGGCCCUGAUGGCACUCCCUACGUCACUGUACUCAAGUCCUGGAUCAGUGAGAAUGUGGAGGCAGACGCACGCCUCCGCCUGGCCAAUGUGUCGGAGCGGGACGGGGGCGAGUACCUCUGUCGAGCCACCAAUUUCAUAGGCGUGGCUGAGAAGGCCUUUUGGCUGCGUGUUCACGGGCCUCAAGCAGUUGAGGAGGAGCUGAUGGAAGUCAACGAGGCUGGCAGCGUGUACGCAGGCAUCCUCAGCUAUGGGGUGGGAUUCUUCCUCUUCAUCCUGGUGGUGGCAACUGUGACGCUCUGCCGCCUUCGCAGUCCCCCCAAAAAGGGCCUGGGCUCGCCCACCGUGCACAAGGUCUCUCGCUUCCCGCUUAAGCGACAGGUAACAGUAUCCUUGGAAUCCAACUCCUCUAUGAACUCCAACACACCCCUGGUCCGCAUCGCCCGGCUGUCCUCUGGAGAAGGUCCUGUUCUGGCCAAUGUUUCUGAACUUGAGCUGCCUGCUGACCCCAAAUGGGAGCUAUCCAGGACCCGGCUAACACUCGGUAAGCCUCUUGGAGAAGGCUGCUUUGGCCAGGUUGUCAUGGCAGAAGCUAUUGGCAUUGACAAGGACCGGACUGCCAAGCCUGUCACAGUGGCUGUGAAGAUGCUGAAAGAUGAUGCCACUGACAAGGACCUGUCGGACCUGGUGUCUGAGAUGGAGAUGAUGAAGAUGAUUGGGAAGCACAAGAACAUCAUCAACCUGCUGGGGGCCUGCACACAGGGUGGGCCCCUGUACGUGCUGGUGGAGUAUGCAGCCAAGGGCAACUUACGAGAGUUCCUGCGGGCGCGGCGGCCUCCAGGCAUGGACUACUCCUUUGAUGCCUGCAGGCUGCCAGAAGAACAGCUUACUUGCAAGGAUCUAGUGUCCUGUGCCUACCAGGUGGCCCGGGGCAUGGAAUACCUGGCUUCCCAGAAGUGCAUUCACAGAGACUUGGCUGCCAGAAAUGUGCUGGUGACUGAGGACAAUGUGAUGAAGAUUGCAGACUUUGGCCUGGCCCGCGAUGUGCACAAUCUAGACUACUACAAGAAGACCACAAAUGGCCGGCUGCCUGUGAAGUGGAUGGCACCAGAGGCCCUGUUUGACCGAGUCUACACCCACCAGAGUGAUGUCUGGUCGUUUGGGGUCCUUCUCUGGGAGAUUUUCACACUGGGGGGCUCACCAUAUCCUGGCAUCCCAGUGGAAGAGCUCUUCAAGCUAUUGAAAGAGGGCCACCGCAUGGACAAGCCAGCCAACUGCACACAUGACCUGUACAUGAUCAUGCGGGAGUGUUGGCAUGCAGUACCUUCACAGAGGCCCACCUUCAAGCAGCUGGUAGAGGACCUAGAUCGCAUCCUCACUGUUACAUCAACUGAUGAAUACCUGGACCUAUCGGUGCCUUUUGAGCAGUACUCGCCAGGUGGCCAGGAUACUCCUAGCUCCAGCUCCUCAGGAGAUGACUCUGUGUUCACCCAUGACUUGCUGCCCUCAGGUCCACCCAGUAAUGGGGGACCUCAGACGUGAGGGGCCAACAGUCCUACAGACCAAGCCCCAGCCAAUGUUUACGCGGACCCUAGCCCGCCCUGUUACUGCUGGUGUGCAGUGGACGCCAGCCAGCCCAGUGUGAUGGACCAACAGCAGACAGGAAUUCCUGUGUGUGUGUGUGUGUGUGUGUGUGUGUGUGUGUGUGUGUGUGUGUGUGUGUGUGUGUCCGUCCGUCCUUGGCGCAGAGCCCCUUGGGAACAUGCACUGCUGUACAGUGGUCUUCUGACUGGCCAGGGUCAGGAGCACCAAAUGUAGAAUGUAAGAGGGCCCACCCUGUGCAACCCUGGGGUUCUGGCUCCCUCAUUCUUCCCCACUGCCACCUCCCAGGGACCAUUGUAGAGAGGGCUGUACUCCAUGUCCAGGGUGAACCUUGGCCCUUUUGGUGCCCAAAGCUGAGCCUGCAGGGAAGCUCUGCCCUAUGUGGUGAGCCUCUCUCCUACAUGGCACCUUGUGCUUGGUGGUGAGUCACAGCUCUCCACUUCUAGGCCUUCUAUUAAUCACCCUGACCCACAGACUGAAAUUACGGGUACCUGAAGGUGGGAGCCAUAACUUUCAGAAAGGUUUAUUCCAGAAGCAAAUGUACAUUUAUAUAAAUACAUGUCCUGUAUGAUAUAUACAUACAAAUAUAUAUAAAAGAAUAUCUAUAUGGAGGUAGGCAAAGCUGAGGCCCAGAGGAGCAAGAUACCCUAUAGUGCUCACUGGUAAAAUGCCAAGGGCAAGCCAAGAAGCAAGGGGCUUUUCUGGCACUACAGUUUUGUUUGUACCUGGACCUGUAUAUUUGUAAAGCUAUUUAUCAUCCCUCAGAGCCCCAGCCCCACACCCCAGGUUCAUAGUAUUUAGCUCCAGGGUAUUGCAGAAACUUUAAGUUGUAACUUAUUAACAGCUGAAGAGGUUUACGCUGAAUUUCAGGGGUUGCUGAGAAUGUGCAUCUGGCCCCCAGGGCUGGAGGCAGCCCUUGGACCUCAAGCAGCCCUCGAGAGUUAGAGAUGGCUCCAGUGAGCAGUUUUUAUUUCCUUUGGCCCUCUUUCAUGGGGGAUUAGAUUUAUAUAGGACCUUCUUUAGGAGAUUAAAAAAAAACUUCAAGGUGACUGGUAUUUUCAUACAGAUUAUUCUAAUAUGUAUUUUAGGCAGAAGCCUGUGCCCAUGGAGGGGCCAGCCCUGCCUGAAGGUUCAGAUGUUAAUAGAUGUUACAAGUUUAUAUCUAUAUCUAUAUAUAAUUUAUUGAGUCUUUAUAAGUUGUAUUUGCUGUAGGCUUAACACUUCCUAUGCAGUGCUUCUAGACUUUAUAGCCUAGACUGCUACCUUUCAAAGCUUGGGAGUAAGAGUGGUGGAUUCAGUUUUGUUACUUUUUGCACUGUUACUGGGCCCUAGACUUGGGUGGCUGUCCCUUGCCUAUUAGCCAGCAGGGCCAGGACAGUGGCUCAGGGUGACUUUUUUUUAGGGCCCAGCACAGUUUGUCAUCCCACACUGGCAGAUGUGAUUUUAACAUAGCCAACUUUUUUUCUGGAAAAUAAAGUGAGAACUGGC